Messenger RNA from Penicillium coprophilum, 777 nucleotides. RefSeq lists its product as uncharacterized. NCBI's taxonomy places the organism in Eukaryota, Fungi, Ascomycota, Eurotiomycetes, Eurotiales, Aspergillaceae. The record is from RefSeq and is a predicted model, not a curated record. Bases 1 to 777 code for a protein of 258 amino acids. The transcript has a single exon.
AUGGUUUUCUGUCCAUUUCAGCGACGAGCUUCCGAGCCUCCCAAACCGCCCUCCGAUCUCAACUAUCCUCUCAUGGAUCUCUCAUCCCUCGAGGGCGCGCCGGUGGUUAAUCCAAGAUGCAUUGUUCCGCCAGAUACAACGAUUCCCUAUAUCCAUACAGACUCGCGUUCCAUUCAAUAUCUGCUCUCAAAACCUUUGCCAGCGAGGCCUGCUUCAAUAGACGCUGUCUCGCCAACACAGCAUCGUAACGAACUACAUGAUUGGACACCCAAUCGCUCUAAAAUCAGUGGCAAUCUAAGGCGGGCUUCGGCUCGUAGACGUGCGCGCGAUCCAUCGGACCAGCUGUCUCCCAACCAUGAUUCACAUUAUGAAUGCGAGAUGCGCCCACGUAUACAACAUAAUCCACAUCCUCCUGUACGACCAAGAAGCUGUGUGCCCCUCACUUGGCUCGAGGAUGAAAAGAAAUGGGUUGUUGGGGAGAUAUAUAUGCCACCAACACAUGAGUCUCGGACCCAAGAUGACAUGGCGUCUACUCGAUCGGCAGUCUCACCAAUUUCGCCCAUAUCGCCAACUACACCAUGGCAGAACGUCUUUCAGCGCCUUGAUGAGCACAUCAAUUUCAAUAAUCGCCUUUGUCAGGAGAAUCUGCUGAACCAACCCCAGUUCUAUGAUCGACACAGCUUUGGUCGGACACAUGACACAGAUAUAAAUGAUCGAGUUUCCAGCUGGGUUGCAACUACUCAAAGAAUGCAUGAAGAUCGACGGAAUUGGAUGUGA